Molecule: messenger RNA, 2226 nt
Organism: Halichondria panicea
Lineage: Eukaryota; Metazoa; Porifera; Demospongiae; Suberitida; Halichondriidae
Exons: 6
Coding region: 25-1131 (368 amino acids)
Molecular function (GO): protein binding
Source: RefSeq, a predicted model, not a curated record
GGAUUCAUUUUCAUACAGUUAGCGAUGGAUCUUCUUGUCCAGAUAUGUCUCCUGUUCUAUCUCCUAUCAUCUUUUGUUGUUGCAGAGGCCACUUUGGAUCUGAUGUAUAACACGAGUGUGGCGUGUCCUGGAGAGACAGUUCUGUUCACAUGCUUCAUACCUGGUGGUGUUGCAUUGCAAUGGAGAGUAGAUCCUCCAGCAGAGUCUAUGUUGAUGUCAAAAGUACAAACGAAUCCAUUCGAUAUAUUCUCACAAGUUGGUCGAAGGGACACAUUUGGAUCUGGAGUGAUCAUGUUUGAGGCUGUUUUUGUGACCAAUGAUGAUGGAAAUCUGACGUCCACUCUCAUCGACCUCAGUGAAGUGUCUGUACUGGAUGGUAGCAAUGUCACUUGUACUGCUACUAUUAAUAAUGGUGUUGUAAUAGAGUCACAACAGACUGUCACAGUUGCUGGUGCCCCAACUUCUCCACUCAACCCAAUAAUUUCCUCCAUUCAAAAUCAAACUCUCUCUUCCAUUAUCACUCUGGACUGGGACUCCCCCUCCUCUACUGGCGGUGUGUCUGUCAGCUAUGCCCUCACCAUCUCCCCAACACCUCUCUCCGAGUCACCAGUCACCGUGGAGACCACCUCGGCACAGAUAACCAUCUCCUACGACACUCACUACACUGUGACCAUCAAAACUGUCAACUGUGCUGGCAAUAGCAGUGCUGUAAUGGUGGUGAUUCCUGCUAUUGUUACCUGCCCCUCUAAUCCACCACCUGCGGAUCGAGUGAUCAUCAAUGGUCGUCCACCACUGCCUGUACUAAUAGGAUCAAUACUAAGCUUCACUUGCAAUAGACAGACAGUAACUGCAACUUGUGAGAGUGAUGGACGAUGGUCAUCUGACCCCACCACUUACAUGUGUCUCUCAGUUGCCACCUGUGGUUCUCCUGCUGCACCAUCUAGAGGUAGUGUGGACAUCAGUGGUGGGACACCACCCUUCUCACUGGGUUCAGAGGUCACCUUCCACUGUGAUGAGGGACUGUUCCCCCCUAAUGUGAGGACCAGCACAUGCACUGUGGUGGGGGGUAGGGGAGAGUGGGUGGAGAAUCCUAGGAGCUUGGUGUGCAGGGAGAGGCCAGGUGAAAUGUAGCUGUUUAGAAGCUUGAUUUUUCUGUCAAAAAAAUUGUUUAUGUGACUGCAUGUGUACAAUUGUAUCGCCUUUGUUUCACAUUUCUUAGUAUUCUGCAAUAGCAGGUCAUUAAUGGGUGCUCAUGUUGAGCUGAUGAGAUACAAAGAUGUACCGUAUAUCUUCUAAUUUAUCGGACACUUCUAAUUACCCGGACACUCUUUUGGGCAAUUUUCGUUGUUCUAAUACAACGGACACUCGAGUACUUUAAUAUUACAUUUGUUCUAAAUAUCCGGACAAUACCUUGAAAAGUUGAGUUACCAUUCAUAGACGGCAAGUAAGACUUAGAGUGCUGCAGUUAGAUAGCCUUUGAGUAGCUAGUUUUAGAUAGUUAGUGCAACUAUUCAGUCGUACCUUGUUCUAUUAAACUUAGCUAGCUCGCAUGCAGCUGCUUGCUUGUUCUAAUUAUUCCGGACACUUCGCAUGCUCUAUAAAAGUCUGUUCCAAUUAUACCCGGACAAUUUCCAAAAUAAUUAUUUUUUGCUGUCCGAUAAAUUAGAAGAUAUACGGUAUACUCACAGUUAUUUUCUGACCGUCCCUAUAUAUAGUCAACUGCACUGUACCUGCUGAGCCGUGCAACGGUGCUAUAUUGGACUAUGAGAGGUUGAAUGAGACAGUGUUGGAGGGAACAGUGUUGACUUACCAGUGUGACAAUGGAUUCUCACUGACUAGACCCAACACCAUCACUUGUACUAAUGCUAGAGUCUGGAGCACUGAGCCUGAGGCAAUCAUGUGUGUAGUUUCUACUGUCGCUCCCUUGUUCUCCACUUCUGCAACUGUCGCUAUCAGUGUGGUCAUCACUUUCAUUGUCACUCUAGUCAUUGGAUUCCUCACUGGACUGCUAGUGAUGUAUCUUUUCUUUCGUAAGAAAGCAAUGUACUUCCCAGCAACUGAAGGACAAGCUAACGUAGGACCCACUGCACCAGCUGGUCCUGCUUAUGAGGAGGUGUCACCCAAAGAAGAGAUUGAACUCAACACAAACCAGGCGUAUGGACCAUUAGGACUGUGAAACUUGUUCACUCUUUAUGAAUAGCAUUCAACAAGUUACAUUGCAAUAAU